Molecule: messenger RNA, 3321 nt
Organism: Aspergillus terreus NIH2624
Lineage: Eukaryota; Fungi; Ascomycota; Eurotiomycetes; Eurotiales; Aspergillaceae
Exons: 6
Coding region: 1-3321 (1106 amino acids)
Source: RefSeq, a predicted model, not a curated record
AUGGCUCGACGGUAUCAGAUCGACGAGCUGUUAUGGCUUCGCGAAUCACCCCUGGUCACGAAGCCCGCCAGCUUACCGCCGGUAGAAGAAUGGAUGGGCCCGAUUCCCGACCCGGCAACGCAACGUAAAACAACUAACCCUCGAGAUCCGAAUAACCCCAACGACUCUACCGGUCGAAGACCGAGCAUCUUCGAAUCCCGUCACAUCUCCCGUGGCUCGAAUUCAGAGGAUAUCAUUCUUGGACCACCGAAAACUGCUUUCGCGUCUGCGUCUCGCGUGCCGGGGAAGACCUCGGUAGACUCGAUCGAACGGCCGCUGAGGCAACCCGACACAGAAGAUUCGAAGAACGAUCGGUUCAAUUUUCGUGACCGGUCCUUCCGAGAUAAGGAGACCGGAGAGAGAGAUUUUGAUCGACGUGAUGGAAAGACCACCGCGCCCUUCAACGGUCGACGUAGUGACCGCGAAGAUUGGAAUGCCGGGCGACCUCGUCGCACCUUCGGUCAGGAUGACCCGGAGAGGAAACCGAGACGCAACGGAGAUUUCGAUCGAUGGGAAUCCCGCGAUGGGCCCUUUGAACGAGGAGGAAGAGACAAGGAUGGUCGGUUCCUCACUCGAAAGGAUGGUCAACCAGGUCGCGCUCGGCAUGAAGGCAGCUGGUUUCGCGACGAUAAUAACCACGAUUCCCAUGAUGCAGAAGAAGAUAGGAGCUCAAUACGGAAUCGUGAAUGGCGCAGAGACAGACACGGCGCUGACCGUGACUGGACUCGCGGCGCCAAGUUCGAACAGGAGCCCGAAUGGCUUGACACCACUGAUAAGGAUGAACCCCGCCGGGUGCACACUCAGGAGGAUUUUGAACGCUGGAAGGAACGCAUGAAAGCCGGUUCCUCGCAAACACAGGUCGAAGAGAAGAAGCAAUCUCCGCCAGAGCCAGCUGCCAGCGUUGCACAGAAAGAGACCAGGCCAACCGACGGAGAGAUAUUCAGCAGCACUGGUACUCCCUUCCAAGGAGAUGCGACAAUGGAGCGCUUUUUUGGCCUUCUGAGCGAAUCGAAACCGCCGCCGCCACCGCCGCCCCAGGAGAUGAACACACCUUCCCCUGUUGAAUCCAUCAAGAAAGAGAUGCUGCCAGGAAAGCCUGCGAAGUCAUCUCGAUUCGCUGGACUGUUUAGCCCUCCUCCUGGAAGUCCCGCAAAGGAGACCGAUCAACAGUUUGGGAUCUUUGCUACCAAGCCUUCGCCUGUCAACAGCGCCCCGAAACCUGAUGCUGAUCAAGAAGGUUUCCAGAGGAUUCUCCAGAUGCUAGGCGGAAACAAAUCUCGCAAUUCUACGCCGCAUAAUGACAAUGUGCAGCUUAAUCGGCCUGCAUCUAUCCACCAUGCAGAACAGGGUCCGAGCGCCGUCUCAUCCCCUCCUCGAGAGCAACUUCGCCGCCCGGAUCCAAUGGCGAUGCCGGACACUCCCGUCCGAAACCCUGGUCUCCCUCUCGGUCAGGAUCCUCAGGCGCGCGAGAGAGAACAUCUUUUGCGACUGAUGCAGCAGGUUCAUGUUAGCCCUGGUCCUAACCAGCCCCAGGGCCAGCCACCGAGCGCCGGCCCCGGCCACGGUAUGCCUAAUAUGUCAGAAAUCCUGCCUCCCCCGCCAGGUCUUGGCUCCGCCCAGAAAACUCCGAAUUUCAUUGAUGACCCGGCCAUUGCGAGCAUGCCCAGACCCGACAUUGACCAACUUCGACGAAGACCCACGAAUGGGCCUCCUCCCGGCUACUUCGAAGACAUGCCUUUCCCCCCAGGUGGUAACGUUCCUAUUACUCCUGGUGGCACCAGAGCUCCUCAGGGACAGGGUCUGCCUACAAUGGCGAUGCAGAGGCCCCCGGGAUUCGAGCAUAUGCCGCCGCCUCCAGGAUGGGCCGGCCCCCAGAUGCCUCCGCAACAGGGUCGUGGGCCAGGUCCUUUGGGUCCGCCUCCGGGCAUCCCGACCCCAAACGGCGGGGUCCCUCCGGGAUUCAUGAUGCCCAUGCAUGGAAACAUGCCUCCUCUCGGCGAGCGUCAGCCCUUGCCUCGUGGCGCUGGCGCUGGUGGAGCGGCUGGAUUCCCUCCCCCGCCAGGCAUGAUGCCCCCUCCUGGCUACAUGAACGGUCCUCCGCCAGCUGGGUUUCCACCCAUGCCGCCUAGUGAGCUGAUUGGUAUGGGUCCCGGUGGGCAGGGUCCCUUCGACGGCAAUCCUGCGCCCCAGGGACCCCCACCAUCAUCCAGACAUCUGCUUGAUAUGUUUGGCCAAGUCGGCGGCGAUGCCAGAGGCGGCAUGGGCCGAUAUACUGCCAUCAAGCUUGAUAGGUCCAUCUCAGCUGACAGAACAUACUAUGUUAUUGUUGUCCUCGCUCAUCCGGUUCUUGCCCUGUCCGGGUCCCACGCCCAAACACUGCUACUUCCCAAUCAUUCCCUCCAUUUCCAUAAUCAAACCUCGCCGUCAACAGCCCACGAAACAAGCUCGACUCUACCUAUACAUCAUUCACCUCCUUCUACUCAUACGCCCAACCCGCGUAUACGCAGAUACGACGACUUUCGCGCAGACUACGGUCUCGAAACCGAGCAUCUCCACGACCUCCCCAACCCACAACAUCUACCGAAAAGGCCCAGAACCUCGUCUACGAGCGCACAAGCGUAUGUUUGCGAGCACGAUACCACAGACCCUUCCGGACCCUCAACUUUUCGUCCCAACUCCGAAACCCCGGCCUCUGCGACACAAAGCUCCCCGCGUGAGAGCGACAACACCGCGCCGGAGACUGCUAACAAAAACACCCAUACAGAAGGCCCCGGCGCGACACAGGACACGCACAUCGCCUCGUCCAUAGAAAGGGUCAGUCCUCGUGUGUUACCUCUCGAUAUAAGGAGUAGCAUGGUUAGAUCCUCGCCGAUACCUACGCCCACGCCCACCCGCAAACCCAUCUUCACCAUCUACGAAGACCCCGAAGGAACAGACCCCAUGGACAUAGACAUAGACGAUCCAUCUCCCGACUGGACCUCGCUGUUCCCGGACGACGACAAGGAGAAUGAGGAGGAAGAAGAAGAGGAGGAGGAAGAGCCGUUGGAUGAGGAGCGCGUGAAUCCGGGGGCCGAUGGGCCUCUAGGCUGGGAAGAGGAAUACCGCGUGCCAGCACCGUCUCACGCAAAUAGUGGGGAUUAUGCGGUGGAUGAUGUGGACGAAGCUUACCGGGUUUCGGGCACUGGGUACGAUUCUAUCGGAGCUUCUUCGUCAUGGACUUUGGGGGGUGCGAGGGCGCGUGGAUGGCGUCGUACGUUGCCGUGGAGGGCGAUUGACCGCUGA